Molecule: messenger RNA, 525 nt
Organism: Odocoileus virginianus texanus
Lineage: Eukaryota; Metazoa; Chordata; Mammalia; Artiodactyla; Cervidae
Source: RefSeq, a predicted model, not a curated record
UGGAAGUGCUCCUGUACCUUCUCGCAGGCAAUUAUGCUACAUAUCGAAAUCGAAUUGUGAGCCAAAAUCUCAGCACAAGGGACAGAAAAAUAAUGCAUACUCCCACCGAGGACCAUUUUAGAUACCCAGCAGCGGACCAGACAAGCCCGUACAAAGGCAAGGCCUGCCAACUCCCCAGCUUAUGUCUAAGCAGUUUUUUGAAGGACAAAGAACUAGUCGAAGUUAUCAAACACUCAAGAGGAACUUAUGAAACCCUCACGUCAGAAGUCACCCAGAAUUUACGGGCCACGGUAGGGCAGAACUCUAUGAAGCCAGCAGCUAAGACGGAAGGGCUCACCACGUUCUCAGAGAAACCAAAGGACCAAGCUGCUGCCACCCGGCAGCAUUCAACCUUUACAGGAAGGUUUGGACAGCCGCCGAGAGGGCCAAUCUCUUUACACAUGUACAGUAGGAAGAAUGUUUUCCUGCAUCACAAUUUACACUCAGCUGAGCUGCAGACUCUGGGCCAGCAGGACGGGUAAUGAA